This is a messenger RNA of Vidua macroura (Pin-tailed whydah), 3720 nucleotides long. RefSeq names its product terminal nucleotidyltransferase 2 (gene TENT2). The transcript is spliced from 12 exons. The coding region runs from base 206 to 1462 and encodes 418 amino acids. Gene Ontology annotation, molecular function: poly(A) RNA polymerase activity. NCBI's taxonomy places the organism in Eukaryota, Metazoa, Chordata, Aves, Passeriformes, Viduidae. Gene Ontology annotation, cellular component: cytosol. The record is from RefSeq and is a predicted model, not a curated record.
CGCUUCCUGCGGCGGUCCGGCCGCUUCCUGCCGCAUGCCGGCCUCUUCCUGCGGCGUCUCUGCAUCCGGGGGACGGAGCAGGGCUCAGCUGCAGAAACUGGUCUCCGCUGCCCGCCCCGCGCAGUGCUGCCCGCAGGCUCGUCCCGCCUGCCUCCGCUCAGGCCCCGCAUAAAAGGAUACAUGUUCACUUCAAGUAGAAAGGAGCAUGUUCCCAAAUUCUUCCAACUUGGGUCGUCCACCCUUCCCUCCAAAAUAUCAACAACAGAGUACUUUCUUCACUAAACUUCCUCUAAAUAUACCUCCUACUCUUCUUUCUCACCAGCAAAUUGUUGUUCCUCCAUUUCAUUUUCGCAGUGCACUUCUUUCUAGAACUCUUUUGAGUGGCAACAUUGAAGCUACUCCAGCUGUUACUCCGGUUGUUACACUGCAGCCAGUGAAUUAUGGAAGUGUCAGUCCAGUGUCUACGUCAGAUGCCCUGACAUCAUUUCAAGGAAGAAAGAGACAAAGUCAACAGAGUGUUCCAGAUGAUGCCAAACGGCAGCGGAUUCAUUCACAUGAUUCUGAUACAGCUGUAGUUAACCAAGCAGUGCCUUUGCCAGAAGAAAGUAGACGCUCCUUCCCAGCAUCAGUUUCAGUUCUGUCUCCAGUGUUGCAUGCACAUGGCUCACCAGCCUCAAUUGGAUGUGUCCCUCCUUUGCAAGAUACUUUGUUUCCAGAUCCUACAGAAACCAGGCUCCCUGUUGCCAAGGAUGAGUUAAGUAAACAGGUUUUGGAAUGGUUUCAAGCAUGUCGGCAACAGGUCUCUGAUUUGGACAGAAAAGAGCUUUGCAGAACAGAACUCCAGAGAGAAAUUCAGCUGAUUUUUCCACAGAGCAGACUUUUUUUGGUUGGGUCCUCACUGAAUGGAUUUGGCACUCGUACUAGUGAUGGUGAUUUGUGCCUGGUGGUUAAAGAAGAACCAGUGAAUCAGAAGACUGAAGCAAGACGUAUACUUAGCUUAGUCCAAAAACUCUUCAGUACUAAACUUUCAAGCUACAUUGAGCGACCUCAGCUGAUCAGAGCAAAAGUGCCAAUAGUGAAAUUCAGGGAUAAAGUCAGCAAUGUGGAUUUCGACUUGAAUGUAAACAAUGUGAUAGGUAUAAGAAAUACAUUCCUUCUGAGAAGCUAUGCAUUCAUUGAGAAUCGAGUUCGUCCAUUAGUACUUGUUGUUAAGAAGUGGGCAAGUUUUCACGAGAUAAAUGAUGCCAGUCGUGGUACUUUAAACAGCUAUAGUCUUGUGUUGAUGGUUUUGCACUAUUUACAGACAUUACCUGAACCCAUCCUUCCAUCCCUCCAAAAAAAUUACCCAGUGGUCAGAGUUGUGUCUCUGUACAAAAACUCUACAAACAUACUGCAUCUUCUCUAUAUACACCUACCCACAGUUUUUCAAAAUCAAAUCUGCAGCCUGAAAAUACUUCCAUGAUCUGGAGGAAACUGCUUAUCUGAAAUUGUUGGUGCUAUAUAGGAGAGACACGCUUACAUUGAGGAGGAAACGAAAGACAGAUUCUGUAUCUCAGUGAAUCCCUACUACAAAUGUGAAGGGUGAGAAGUCCUGGAAAGCCACCAGAUUAGCCCACUUCUGCAUUCUAUUGUGGUGGGGGAGUUUCCAGCUGGCACCAAGCUGAUGUGUUUUGCAGCCACUAGUUUAGAGGGAAUACAAAUCACAUCAAAUGCAGGGUUGUGUUCUGGGGCUUCCCUUUCCUCCUAGCCAGGUAAGGUAGAUGGCAAUAGCCCACCAAGUGUGUUCAUCAGUUCAUCAUUGAAGUCUAUAUAGUACGUGCUUCCAUGUCAGGACUUCACAGAUAAGCUCUAGAGAAUCUGUGGUGGAUUAAACCAUGGUGGCCGGUGAACAUUGCUGUCAUUGACACUCAGAAGGAAACUUGUGCCUGACUCACCACUGUUCAAGAAGUCUGGUGUUUUAACUGAAGUCAAGAUGAAAUUGAGUUUCCAUGAGUGCUCUGGAUGGUGAACUUCAAGGACUCUACGAUGAGCACAUCUUUGUUUCUGCUGCCUCAGCUUCAUGUCACGUCUUGCAAAGGGUGGGGCAGAAGGUGGGAUGGUCUUCAAUGGGAGUCAGCCCUUGGAAAGACACAGUUUGCUUCACACUGAGUUGCACUUUUUUAAAAUAUAAACAUGAGUAAAUACUCAUUUACAGGACUGGGGAAAAGGAUACUUUAGGUGUGUCAAGACAUUAUGCUGAUGUUACUACUAAAUUAUUUUGAAUGAAGGAUCUUGUACAUUCAGAGUUAAACUCACUAUACAUCAAAAUACUCAAAUACAAACUCUAUUUUGAUGUACACUUGUGUUCCUUUCCAGUGUGUAAGGUGGAAUGAGCAUACUUAAAAGCAUUAUGUAGCUUGAACAUGAAGCAUGUUGCUGAAUACUGGUGUUUCUUGAGAAAUCAGCCAAUCAAGGUAAAAAUUAGAGAUCCAGCAAAAAAGGAGAAAAUACUUUCAGAUCUCUUUAUGGGAUAUCUUAAAAUUAUGGAGAGCUCAUUUAUAUUUGUUGCUCAAUCAGAUCCUGAAUCUAAUUUAUCUUUUGCCUUCUAGAGCAAGUUAAGAAAAGAAAACGUACUUCAAAGGGUGCUUUGUAAUUCUGUUCUUUUAGCAACCUUACCUAUGUGCAGAAUCUGUAAGCUGUACCUUGUUUUGUUUGUCUAGUUACUCCCUGAGACCCUCUAGUGGAAAGGAAAAUACUGUUAUUCUUGUUUUACAACAGGUGAAUGGAGAUGAGUUGAAGCUAGGGGAUUAUCAUGGGUUGCCUGUGGCAAAGCAGAAAAAAGUAUCUAGGUAUCCCUUAGCUGGUCUGACGUCUUGUUCACUGGACACUGAGUGAUUCUUUUGUUAAGAAAUGACCUUAAAUUACAUUGGUAAUUGAAUUACUGAAUAUUGGUAUAUCUUGACAGAAGUCUUCACUAAAUCUUGCCAAUUUUAAGUGGCAAUUAAUUUGGUUUUAUGUGUAGAACUUUCUAAUAUGGUAAUAGCAACUUCUUACAUAACAAAUUUUUUGUAUUUCAGAAAGAUUAAACACUUGGUUUUGCCUUCUCUGUGGGGUAAUCAACUGCCCACAGUGCAUAAAAAAUAAAUAUAUUAACAGUAUCACAAAAAUAAUUACUAUAUUGCUUUAGUUACCGUUAAUAAGUCUUAUUUUCUUCCAGAAAAGUAAUAAAAGUUAUGCCUUCUAUUUUGCAAUACUCAGUUGUCUUUUUAAGAGCAAUUUUUUAGUGACAUAACCAGUAAACCAAGUGGAAAUGAGAAUUACUUACAUGUGUCUCUUAAACUAGGUGGUUGGGGGUUGUACAAGCUAUAGCCUGUAACCUGUGUUUUUACUAAUGCAUGUGUCUAGAAUAAUAUGCGUGUAUUUUCUUGAAAGCAAAAGCCUUUCUGAGUAAGAAAACUUUUGAUUUGUCUGAGAUCUUAUUGUCUGCCAAUAAAAAAAUAGCUUUUUUUAAUAUGAAAAAUAAUAAAAUAAAGCCUAACUCUUUAGCUGCUGAGGAUAUCAACCUCACUGUGAUGGCAGAAUUCUCUUGCAGUUGAGAAGUUCUCAGGCAAUUAAAUAUUCAAAGUGUAAAAAAAUUAAUCUUGUCUUCCUUUUCUACUGCCUCCAAACACUUACUAUUCAUAGUAGUCAUCUGUUGUAAUUCCAUUGCACUUUUGUUUUGUAUUUUUGUAGGUCAGUGGC